GGAAUCCGGGGCGUCAGCAUCCACCCGGAGCUCCUCAAGCCCCUCUGCGUGGGGGUCGACCCCGAGGAGUGCCAAGUGCGGACCCAUGAGAAAGAGCAGAUCAAGAACCUCAACAACCAGUUCGCCUGCUUCAUCGACAAGGUCCGGCUGCUGGAGCAGCAAAACAAGGUGCUGACCACCAAGUGGGAGCUGCUGCAGCAGUAUGUCCUCCCAGCUUCCAGGAGAAACCUGGAGCCUGUUUUUGAGAACUUCAUCUGCAACCUGAGGAAGCAGCUGGAGUGUGUGUUGGGGGAGCGAGAGAGGCUGGAAAACGAGGAGCGGUGCCUCAGGGACCUGGUUCAGGAGUUCAAGUGCAAAUAUGAAGACGAGAUCAACAAGCGCACGGCUGCAGAGAACGAGUUCGUGGUCCUCAAGAAGGAUGUGGACUGUCUCUACCUGACCAAGGAGGAGCUGGAGGUGAGAGUUGGCCUCCUGCGGCAGCAGCUGGAGUUCCUCAAGUGCAUCUAUGCCGAGGAGAGAGCUCAGCUGGAUUGCCAGCUGUGUGACACCUCUGUCAUCGUGCAAAUGGACAACAGCCGGGACCUGGACAUGGAGGGCAUCAUCAAAAGUGUUGAGUGCUGCUACGAGGAGAUUGCCCAGAAGAGCAAGGCUGAAGUGGAGGCUUUCUACCAAACCAGACUGGAGGAGCUCCACAGCAGCAGGGGCAAGUUCUGCGAUGACCUGAGAAACAACCAGAGCGAGAUAGCCGAGCUGAACCGGAUGAUCCAGAAGCUGCAGUGCGAGUCGGACAACGUGAAGAAACAGAUCGCAGCUCUGCAGACGGCCAUCUGCGACGCCGAGCAGCGGGGCGACUGCGCCCUCAAAGACGCCCGACAGAAGCUGGUGGACCUGCAGACUGCACUGCAGCAAGCCAAGGACAAGAUGGCAUGUUUGCUGAAAGACUACCAGGAGCUGCUGAACGUCAAGCUGGCCUUGGACAUUGAGAUUGCCACUUACAGGACACUGCUGGAAGGAGAAGAGAGCAGGUAG
Molecule: messenger RNA, 1029 nt
Organism: Merops nubicus (carmine bee-eater)
Lineage: Eukaryota; Metazoa; Chordata; Aves; Coraciiformes; Meropidae
Product: keratin, type II cytoskeletal 6B-like
Exons: 7
Biological process (GO): intermediate filament organization; keratinization
Cellular component (GO): keratin filament
Molecular function (GO): structural constituent of skin epidermis
Source: RefSeq, a predicted model, not a curated record